Malaya genurostris is the source of this 2800-nucleotide messenger RNA. Its product is annotated as sentrin-specific protease 1-like. The record is from RefSeq and is a predicted model, not a curated record. Gene Ontology annotation, biological process: protein desumoylation. Bases 933 to 2729 code for a protein of 598 amino acids. The transcript is spliced from 7 exons. Gene Ontology annotation, cellular component: nucleus. Lineage: Eukaryota; Metazoa; Arthropoda; Insecta; Diptera; Culicidae. Gene Ontology annotation, molecular function: deSUMOylase activity.
UAAACUGGCAGCCCUAGCAGCGUUUUAUCUGUGUUUCAAAUAUAGAAAAAAUAGAACGGCAAUGUAUACCAGUUUUAAAUUUGACAGUAGAACUGGUCGAAAAAAUAAAACUAAAACGGAUUGCUGGGGAUACGUUUGUUUCAGUUUCAUUUACAUUAUAGACCACCCAUAUGAAUCUUGCAGCUGCUGAAUUUGCUCUUAAAAACGGUGAUAGUGAACACCUUUACUAAUACAUCGUGUUGUGGGACUCCAUCACCAUCAGUCAGAUGUAAUAUGAAGUGGGAAAUUUUCGCGUCGUCUGCUGCAUGUCAUAGAGCGUGUAUUUCGGGGAAAGUUUUGCAUAAAGUGUUAUUUUUUUCGCAAAGAUCAUUCGCAUAGCUAUUGUGUAUGCCUUAUAAUGGGUAACAGUUAUAAAUUCCGUAAACGGAACUAGAAGUUGUGGAACAUUGUGCAAGCAAAACAAAACGCUUUCAAAUUAAACAAAAAUCGACUGGGUGAGCUGAACCUCUGAACGAAAAGUGCGUGUUCCAAUAGAGUCUGUAUGUGUCGUAUUCUGCUUUCACCUAAGAAUCUGUUAUACUCUGCGUUUUUGUAUCGCGGAUUCUUCGAACAAAAUUUUCUUUUAAUAACUUCAGCAGUAUCGUAGGGUAUCCGUUAUGUCGAUGUCAUCGUUUGUUUGCCGCAUCAAGCAGUAUUUGCAAGGUCGUAAACGUAAAAGUUGACCGGCAAAUAUCUUCAAUUAAGAAUUUCCUUUUGAUUUUUUUACCUCUAGCAGUGACGAGCCAUCCGAAGGAUCCACAAAUUUUGCAAAAUAUCGUCGCGUAGCGGAUGAGUUACCCAUACUUAUUUCGACCCCACUUAGUAAUGAUUUCCAUUCGAAAUCGGAGUCUAUCAAGGAUCGAAUAAAGAACACGCAAUAUAUUCGCAAAACAAUGUCGGAAUCAGAAAAAAGUAGCCGACAGAGUGCGUAUUUUGGGGCGGCUACAGGUAAAACACGUCUAGAAUUUGCGGACAUUGAAUUCUCGGAUGACGAAGAUGAGUUGGAUUGGAUUAAUCGGCAGCAAAAUAAUUACCAAGGUGGCGCAAAUAUUGUUGCAAACAUGCGUCGUCCUCCUCCACUGGCCAAACUCAAACCUCUGACCGCCCCAAUACCAUCACUUUUCCCUAUUAGGACUCACAUGGUUAAUGGAAAUACUAGUGAUAACCAACGGCAGGAGAUUUUCAAAAAACCCUUCUCCUUUAAAAAUAAACCUUCGCUGCAUCAACAGACGAAACACAACUCGAUUGUGGCUCAGACCUAUAAUUUAGACGAAAUGAACAACUACCGUGCGCUUUUAAAGCGUUUGUUACCGAAUCUGUACUCACCAGAAGAACCGAAUAAAAGUGCUGCUACCAGCACACGGAAAAAUUCUCUACUCAUAGCUGAUGACUUCAAUGUAUCUUCGUCCACAGUACUAAAUACAAGUCACGGAGAUGGUCUACUUCAGCAUCAGAGAAUUAUUCCGUCUUCCAGUAUGAUACGUUCAAUCCCGGUGAUUGAUCUCUCACUGGAAGAAUGUGAUUUGGAAGGAAAAAAGAAGCGCACAAGUCUAUUCACUACUAUUGAUGCGUCACAGUACGAUAUAGCAAAUGAAGAAACCACAAUCAAUGAAUUCGUUUGGAGAACUUUUAAAGUCAUAACAAAUACUGCGCGCAAAAUAGUUGAAACACCAACUGUCGAUGCUGUUAAUACCCUACGUGAGAAGCUUCAAACUAACAGUAAGUUUCGAGAUGACAUCGUAGAAAACGUUCAGCGAAAGUAUAAUGACAAUUCUAAUCAAAGGAAAAGCCUAAUCGCACAAGAACGUGAAAACAUUCUUAAUGAAAUAGAAGAUAUUGGUCAACAUUAUCACAGUAAACACUUUCCUCCUGAUUUUAGUUUGAAGGAGCUGAAGAAAAGCACUCAGCAGUAUGAAGGUACGUUUGAGCGUAAGUUGGGAGAUUUUAUGCUUAAAUUCGAUACGAUUGUACUGGAUGAAGAAGAGCCGGAAGAAGAAGAUAGUUAUCCUGAAUUGACUGAUGAGCAUCAGAGCGCAAUUAAACUAACCUUGUAUGGUGGCCCCAGUUCAGAGGUAAUCAUUAGCAAAUUCAAUAUCAGCAUAACCCGUAAUGAUUUGGCUACACUCAUUGGCGACAACUGGCUUAACGAUGAAGUUAUCAACUUCUAUAUGAAUCUUUUGAUCGAACGAAGCGAGUCGCGUGCUAAUGAGGGCUUACCGCGUGUGUACGCCAUGAAUACAUUUUUCAUACCGAAACUUCUUGCAUCCGGUCAUGCUGGACUGAAACGAUGGACCCGAAAAGUGGAUAUCUUCACGUAUGACAUCAUUCCGGUUCCGGUGCAUGUUGGUCGCGUACAUUGGUGUAUGGCAAUAAUUGAUUUAAAGAAUCAAUCCAUACGCUAUUACGAUUCGAUGGGCACUCCAAACAAACCGGUAUUAGAUGCAUUAGAACAGUACCUCAAAGAUGAAUCAUUGGAUAAACGAAAGAAACCGUUCAACACCAGUGGUUUCACAAAGGAACAUAUGCGAGAAUGUCCUCGGCAAAUGAACGGAAGCGAUUGCGGUGUGUUCAGUUGUAUGUUCGCAGAACACGAGUCUAGAGAUCGUGAAAUUGGUUUCAGCCAACAGCAUAUGCCGUAUUUCCGACAAAAAAUGAUUUACGAAAUAGCACAGGGACGUUUACUUACAUAAUACUAAUGAAGGAAUUGGUUAUGUCUCUUUAAAAAUAUCAGAAAUACAUUUUCCAAUUUAUAAUUGAUGAU